Molecule: messenger RNA, 2441 nt
Organism: Vollenhovia emeryi
Lineage: Eukaryota; Metazoa; Arthropoda; Insecta; Hymenoptera; Formicidae
Gene: Cdc45
Product: cell division control protein 45 homolog
Exons: 9
Coding region: 330-2030 (566 amino acids)
Biological process (GO): double-strand break repair via break-induced replication; DNA replication initiation; mitotic DNA replication preinitiation complex assembly
Cellular component (GO): DNA replication preinitiation complex
Molecular function (GO): DNA replication origin binding; chromatin binding; single-stranded DNA binding
Source: RefSeq, a predicted model, not a curated record
UACAAGAAUUGUGAAGAAAGUUUCGCUCGGACGUUGUCGUCGCCGCUGUUUUGCAAAAUUACGCAUUUGCACGCCUCGAUCUCCGGUCCCGAUCGACACGCACGGACGGAGCGAUGGGCCGAAUCGACCGGGUCUCCGGGGCAUGGCGGCGGCUAACCUCCCCUCGCCGACGCCGACGACGGACGCGCACGACCGUCGCGCGCAACGCCGUGACUCGUGAGCCGACGGUUUGGAUUUUUCGCGCUUAAAUCGUCCGUCCCCGAGACCGUCGCGUGCGAGGGGCCGCCGCGAAACCUGCGAUGUCUCGCCUGCCGUAGACGGCUCGCAACAUGUUCGUGACGAGUCUGGAGAAGGAUUUCUACGACGCGAUACAAAGAAGCAGAUGUUUACUGCUAGUGAAUUUUGAUGUUGAUGCAAUCUGUGCCUGUAGGAUAUUACAACAGCUUUUUAAAAAUGAUCAUAUGAUAUAUACUCUCGUACCUGUUCGAGGUAUUCAAGAUAUCGUAAACGCUUUUGACGAAAAUUGUGAGGAGAUAAAGAAUGUUGUUAUGAUAAACUGCGGCGGUACUCUAGACUUAGUGGAGUUGCUCCAACCAGACGAAUCCGUGGUGUUUUAUAUUCUUGAUAGUCACCGGCCUUACGAUUUAUGCAAUAUAUAUUCAGAAAGUCAAAUACGUAUUCUUGGUAAACCAGAUGAAGAUGCUCAGAUUCCAGAAUAUAAUGAUAUAUUCCGAGAUGAUAGUUCAGAUGAAGAGGACGCGAGUGGAGAAUCUGAUAAUGAGAACGAAGGCAGGCAAAGUAAACGGCGUAGAUUGAACGAAGAAGACGUAUUGAAGCGAAGCGAACGAAGAAAAUGGGUUGAAAACAGGGCAACAAUUCUUUUCAAUUAUUCACAAUAUAGCUACUAUGGCAAAUCGAGCGCGAUAGCGGUGUUUGAGAUGGCAUGGAAUAUGUCAAAGGACGAUUUAGAUAUGGCAUGGUGGGCCAUAGUAGGUUCCACAGAGCAGUCUAUUCUUAACAAGAUUGAGUCACGAAUAUCCGUUCUUGAAGAAGGUUCUCUUCAGGCACAUGUCUCGAGAUUAACACAUAGACAAGGUGUUGAUAUCGACAAUCAACAACAGCAGCAAAGUAUUGUUAAAGUUACAUAUGAUAAAGAUCUCCAGUUAGCAUUAUAUCGUCACUGGACUGUUGAAGCCAGUUUGAAGUAUUCGAUGUCAACUGCAGUAUCGUUACGUCUAUGGUCCAUUAGAGGAGAGCAACGUUUGAAGGAAAUUUUAGCAGAGAUGGGUUUACCUCUGGUGCAAUCCCGACAGUUGUUUCGUGCAAUGGAUCUUACCUUUAGACAAGAAUUUCGGCAGAUGGUUGAGAAAUUAGCUGGCAAAUAUAAUGUUAAUAGUAUCAUUGGUACUAGUUUUACCCUCCAAUAUGGUUAUCGUUUUAAAUAUUGUUCAUCAGACAUGGUUUAUGCCAUGUUAGCUUUAUUGGAUUCUACGACAAAGGACAGACAACCACAACGUUGUUUCUUAGACGCGUUGGACUGUUUGUCGCGUACAAAGAAGGAUAUUUUAGAAAGUGGCAUUGAAAAGGCAAAGCUUAUGCUCCACAAUAUCUUCAAAACUGCACAGAAUGUAUUAGAAGCUAAACAAGUAAAAAAUUUCGGUUCCUUUUUGUAUCUUAAUGUACCGGAUGGGAAUAUAGAUAAUUAUUUAUUUGCACAUCCUCAUCCACUGAUCAUGCUGGCUCAAUUUGCCCUCAAAGCUUAUGUAAAUUCUUCGAGAAACAGACGCGCUUCUGAGUGGCCUCUCGUGGCCUCCGCAAUAUUUAAUGCAGAAGAAGGGUCGUGUCUUCUUGUUGGCAUACCACCAGUUUGCGAGGAUCAACCUAGAAGUUUAUUUGGGAAAGCAUUUGAGCAAGCUGCAAAAAAUAAAAAUUGUUACAUCGAGGCAGAUUAUUUUGACAGUACAAUAAUAAGACUGAAAAUUGAGGAAAGACCCAAGUUUCUUGACGCUUUGGCAGCACUACUUGCAUGAUAAUCAUCACAGAUGUAUAAUUAUCAGAGAUGGACAAUAUGACAAUUACUUUAAUCAAAUUUUUAACUUACAGGACUAUUAACAACUCGAAGCACUUUAUUGCUCAUGACGUAUGGUGCCUUUUUUAAACGCAAAUUUAUUGUACAUUUUUAACCAGCGACGGUAGCUUUAUAAUUGUAAAAUAUUUAAUAUAUGAAUUAGGACUGAUGUGUGAAUCAAUAACAUUGAGUGUAAUGCGUGUUGUAUAAAAGAUGCUAGGAUACAACAUUUAGUGAUAAGUGAAAGAUUCCAAUAAUAUUUGCAUUAGUAAUUUAAGAAACACGAUAAAUUAAAUACUUUUAUAAAAAAGAAUUUGAUAGAGAAACUGAAAAAAACCAGAAUACGAAUAAAGUCUUGCUAUAUCGGACAAUU